Messenger RNA from Lactuca virosa, 606 nucleotides. The record is from the annotation of a GenBank genome assembly. Lineage: Eukaryota; Viridiplantae; Streptophyta; Magnoliopsida; Asterales; Asteraceae.
AUGAGGAACCCACGACCUAAGAUAAAGAGUGCACAACCGUCCGAUGAAAUGGAAAAGGGACCAUAUUACGACUCUGAUUUUGAAGAAAGUGAAUUAGAGUCAGAAUCAGAGAGUGAAUCAGAAAGGGCAUUUGUUGUCGAUGAAGAAUUGGGUGACUAUGAUAGGGAAAAUGUCGAUGAUGAAGGCACUAGAGAAGAAGGUCAUUCUGAUAAUGAAAUUGAAGAUGACGAGGAUGAGGUUGAUCAAAAACCAACCAAAUAUAGUGUUCAUGACCCUUCUGAUCAUUGUAAGAAAAUGAAACCACAUUUAGGUGAAAAGUAUGCUAAUCAAACUGAGUUAAGGUUUUGCCUGACUAACUAUGCAGUUCACAAUGGUUAUCCAAUUAAGGUGACCAAAUCUUCUAGUAUAAGGCUUCAAACAAAAUGUGGUUUAGACAAUAAAGGCAAGAGAUGUACCUUCAAGCCGUGGGCAUCCUGGAUGAACAAAGAGAAAUCAUUUCAAAUUAAGGGACUUAAUGAUAAGCAUACUUGUGUUAGGGAGUACAAGCAUGUCACAUUGGUUAAUCCUGACUGGAUAGCCAAACAGUUCUUGAAAAUUGUGUGUUAG